Molecule: messenger RNA, 1371 nt
Organism: Camelina sativa (false flax)
Lineage: Eukaryota; Viridiplantae; Streptophyta; Magnoliopsida; Brassicales; Brassicaceae
Source: RefSeq, a predicted model, not a curated record
AUGAAAUGCUUUGAGUGUAAAGGCUUUGGACACCUAAAGACUGAAUGCCCAAAUCUACAAAAGGCAAAGAAUAAGUCAUUUAUUAGUUUCAGUGAUUCAGACUCUGAAAGUGAUGAAGAAAAAGGGAUGUUAAAUCUGUUUACCUUUAGUGUCAAGAGUGACGAUGCUCCUGCUGAAAGCUCAAAUGAUGAUGAGGAAGAGUCAAUUACUAAAGAGAGCUACUGUGUACUGUAUGACAAUUGGGUUCAGAUGUGUAAUGAAAAAUUACUACUUAUCAAAGAGAAGUUACAAUUGGAAGCCAAAGUCAGUAUGCUAGAAGAAAGUAAGUCUGAAGUUUCAAACUGCAAGGAACUACCUCAUGCUGAAAAGGAGGUGUUUGAGAAGAAGCUACGAAACCUUCAAGAACAGUAUGUUUUGGAGAAGGAAAGGUCAACAAAUCUUGAAAGAGAACUGAAUGAGAAUCAUAAAAAAAUCAGGAUGUUGAACAAUGGUGGACAAAAACUGGAUGAGAUUCUUUCAAUUGGAAUUAUGGGAUCUCGACAUCAAGGUCUGGGGUAUGACAAGAGAGUUGAACUACAGAAGGAGGUUGUAGUACCAAUACGAAACAGACAACUUCAGAACAAAUCUGAUAAUUCUCAGAAAGUCUGGUCAGAUUCCAAAAGAGGAAGAAGGAAGUACACUUGCUUUCACUGUUGUAAUACAGGUCACGUUCGAAGAUUUUGCUACAAAUUUAAAAACAAGAUCAAAGAGCUUUGGAUGGCCAGAAAAUGCUUCAUCGAUCCAUUUCACUUUUGUCAAGUCUGGGUAGCUAAAAGAGAUCUCUACAGUAAGGAGUCAGAGAACAAUGAGCUAAAAUAUGAUCAAGCAAUUCAAGAGUCUGAGGAAAUCAAUCUUUGCUGUAAUUUUUCUUCGAUAAUCAGUGAGGAGGAAGUGUUUAAAGCACAAGUAGCUUUUACUUCUGCAAGCAGUGAAUGUGGUAAUCCUUGGUACUUUUAUAGUGGUUGUUCACGUCACAUGACAGGGAAUCCAAACUUCCUAUCGGCAUAUGAAGAAAUCACAGGUGGAAAGGUAACAUUUGGUGAUGGUGGAAAAGGGUCUAUUAGAGGUAAAGGACAGCUUGAGGAUGAUAAUCAGCCAUCAUUAAUCAAUGUAUACUAUGUUGAAGGGUUAAAAGCAAACCUGAUUAGCAUCAACCAAUUGUGUGAUGAAGGUCUAAGAGUAAUUUUCACUAAGAUUGAUUGUCAAGCAGUAGAUAAAAACAACAAUACUGUCUUGUUUGGUGUUAGAUCAGUGAAUAACUGCUAUAUGUGGAAACCUUCAUCAACAUGCUUAGCCGCAACUGUUUCUGAGGUUGAACUUUGGCACAAGUGA